Molecule: messenger RNA, 5754 nt
Organism: Onychomys torridus (southern grasshopper mouse)
Lineage: Eukaryota; Metazoa; Chordata; Mammalia; Rodentia; Cricetidae
Gene: Neto2
Product: neuropilin and tolloid like 2
Exons: 9
Coding region: 289-1866 (525 amino acids)
Molecular function (GO): protein binding
Source: RefSeq, a predicted model, not a curated record
CAGUGUCCGCGCGGCCGGCACGCGGCGCUGCGCUCGCCGCUUAAAUGAGCCGGGGCUCCCGGCGCGCGCCACUUCAAGGGAGCCCGCCGCGGGAGCGGGCGCCGCCAGCUGUCCUCGGCGCGGCGGGAGGCGGCGGCCGUCGGGGACCCGGCACGGCGGGCUGAGGCGCUGCGCCCGCUGCAGGGAGGCGGCGGCGUCCGGCGAUGGGGACCGAGCGGAGCCACCGCGCCGGGCCGUGACCGCCGCGCCGCCGCCUCGGGCGCUCUCGGAGCGCCGACGCUAGGGAACAUGGCCCUGGAGCAGCUCUGCGCGGUCCUCAAAGUGUUGCUAGUAACAGUACUUGUAGUGGAAGGGAUUGCUGUGGCCCAAAAGACCCAAGAUGGACAAAAUAUUGGGAUCAAGCACAUUCCUGCAACUCAGUGUGGCAUUUGGGUUCGAACCAGCAAUGGAGGUCAUUUUGCUUCACCAAAUUAUCCUGACUCAUAUCCACCAAACAAGGAGUGUAUCUAUAUUUUGGAAGCUGCUCCUCGUCAACGAAUAGAGCUGACUUUUGAUGAACGCUAUUAUAUAGAGCCAUCAUUUGAAUGUCGCUUUGAUCACGUGGAAGUUCGAGAUGGACCAUUUGGCUUCUCUCCUCUUAUAGACCGUUACUGUGGCAUGAAAAGCCCUGCAUUAAUUAGGUCAACAGGAAGAUUCAUGUGGAUUAAAUUUAGUUCUGAUGAAGAACUUGAAGGACUAGGAUUUCGAGCAAAAUACUCAUUCAUCCCAGAUCCAGACUUUACUUACCUUGGAGGUAUUUUAAAUCCCAUCCCAGAUUGCCAGUUUGAGCUCUCAGGAGCUGAUGGAAUAAUACGUUCUAGCCAGGUAGAACAAGAAGAAAAAACAAAGCCUGGCCAAGCAGUUGAUUGCAUUUGGACAAUUAAAGCUACCCCAAAAGCCAAGAUUUAUUUGAGGUUCUUAGAUUACCAAAUGGAACACUCAAAUGAAUGCAAGAGAAACUUCGUGGCAGUCUAUGAUGGAAGCAGUGCCAUUGAAAACCUGAAGGCCAAGUUUUGCAGUACUGUGGCUAAUGACGUAAUGCUGAAAACAGGAGUUGGUGUGAUACGGAUGUGGGCGGAUGAGGGCAGUCGGCUGAGCAGGUUUAGGAUGCUCUUCACUUCCUUUGUGGAACCUCCCUGUACAAGCAGCACUUUCUUUUGCCAUAGCAACAUGUGCAUCAACAAUUCUUUGGUCUGUAAUGGUGUUCAGAACUGUGCAUACCCUUGGGAUGAGAAUCACUGUAAAGAGAAGAAGAAAGCUGGACUAUUUGAACAGAUCACUAAAACUCAUGGGACAAUUAUUGGCAUUACAUCAGGGAUUGUCUUGGUUCUUCUCAUUAUUUCUAUUUUAGUACAAGUGAAACAGCCCCGGAAAAAGGUUAUGGCUUGCAAAACUGCAUUUAAUAAAACUGGGUUCCAAGAAGUAUUUGAUCCUCCUCAUUAUGAACUAUUUUCACUAAGAGAGAAAGAGAUUUCUGCAGACCUGGCAGAUUUGUCAGAAGAACUUGACAACUACCAGAAGAUGCGGCGCUCCUCCACGGCCUCCCGGUGCAUUCAUGACCACCACUGUGGAUCUCAAGCAUCCAGUGUCAAACAAAGCAGGACCAACCUCAGUUCCAUGGAACUUCCCUUCCGAAAUGAUUUUGCACAACCACAGCCAAUGAAAACAUUUAAUAGCACCUUCAAAAAAAGCAGCUACACUUUCAAACAAGCGCAUGAGUGCCCUGAACAGGCUCUAGAGGACAGAGUGAUGGAAGAGAUCCCCUGUGAGAUUUAUGUCAGAGGGCGAGAUGAUUCUGCCCAAGCAUCCAUAUCCAUCGACUUCUAAUUGUCAACUAAAGGCAUUAAUUAUUAAGUAUGUGUAUGCAGCCUACACCAACACCCAUUCUGUCUCAGCAGCCAAUCUUGUUCUGUCAAAUUAGAAAGACCUUCAUAAUUUAUGAUAAUGCUGAUGAUUUUAUUAUCUCAGGCAUUCUAUAUAUGUGAAACCAACCAAGGAACUUAAUGUAUUCAGUGGAAAAAGUCAUCAUCUGUUGCUUGGCAUCUAAUCUACAAAAUACCAACAGUUCAGUAGCAGUUGAGGAGCAUGUGGUCAUGUAGAGCCAGGCUCAGCCACCUGGAAAUGUUGAUAUCAGGAUACUGUUCUUAUUUACACAGCCCCAUCAAUUUGAUCCCACAGUAAUUUAAAAGUAAGAUUUUUUUUUUCAUAUUCCUUUUGUCUUUCUUUUCUCUAAUAUGUUUUAGUUGCCUAUAGUUUUACCAUUUUGAUUUCCUGCAUUAAGGGAAUAAUGUGUCACUUAAUUCAGCAUGGGCAUGUAUUUGCUCUUAUGUAUAGAAUAGGGCUAGUGCUAUGAUGAAUAGCAGUUUAAGACAGCCAUACUUCCUUUCUCCCUGAAUCAUCCCUAUACUGUUGUCUUUAAUAACUGCAUCUUUAGUCCUGUUUUCUGUGGGAAGUAAUAGAUGACAUGAUUUAUCACCUUUAAAUCAUGCUUCCUCUUAGUCAUACUAGAAAAGUAUACCUGGAGUGUAUUAUUGCCAGUUAGUCAGGAGUGGAAAUUUGAGAAAGAUUAAAAACGUGUAGCAACCUCUGCAGCUGUUGGGUCUCAUUCAGUGACAGACAUUCAUCCCAGUAACUCUCUUGUGGGCAGGCCUUUAAUUAUGGCUCCAUGCAGUAUCAGAUCUAUGUUCCCUAUCAUCUUUCAAAAAGAUUUAUUUGUUCUCUUGGUAUUGGUUUGUCUUUGACACAUGGUAACCAUGGUUAGUGGAAACUUAAAGAAAUUCUCUAAGAAACUGUGUGAGCCUUUACAUAGCUUCUACUUGGAACAUUGCAUUUUGCUAGCCAUUAUCAUCAAGAAUAGCAGCUUCAACUUUUUUUAAAAGCACUUUUGACCUUAUGUUUUGUAAAGUACAUAAAACAAUAAUUUAUAAACAUGAUAUCAAAACUCAUUGUGUUUUUUAGACUUUUGAUAUUAUUUGAUACUGUACAAACUUUAUUAAACCAAGAUUUAAGACAUACAAGACAGAUUUCUUUGAGUGUUCACAUUAGAGACUUUGUGUAGAAAUACACUGUGAUAGGAUUGACUGUACUAUAGACUGCUAUAAAGACCUUGGUCAUGGUGAUGUGUACAUAAGCUUUUUCUUUUGCUGCUGUAUUUAGUCACUGAUAAGUUUUUCACUGUGUGGUAUUUAUUGUUCCAAAUCACAACAGAAAUCUUAUAUUAAAGUAUACAUUGUUACAUAAUCCUUCAAUUAUAUUAUUUAUAGCAGGAAUACUUUGGAUAAGAUGGAAUGGGGAAGAAUCCAUAUAUUUAAUGAUAAAUAAUAUUAAUAAUUUCAUUUUAAAGAGGUAAAUUCUCAUUUUCUGUAUCGAACUCAGUUUUCAAUGAAAUGAAAAGUUCAGGUUUCACUAGAUUUCAUUAAUUCUUUUAAGUACUACAUAAAUCUUAUUGCUGAGAUUGCUGAAAACUGUGGCCUUCAAUGUGAUGUACUUUUUGCCCAAAGUGUGUUCUCUGUACGACACUUUGAUUUUUAAAAAAGAAAUAAUAUCAAGAAGAUAGGAUAACCUACACUUAGCAUAAUCAUUAUUUAACUUUUUAAGUCAGUAAACAUUCCUGCUUCUUAAAAAUGGAACUUAGAAAAGUAAAAGGAAUUUCAAAACAUAGUAAUCACUGAACUAACUAUCCGGGGAAAGAUUAGAUAACUAUGUUUUCUUUUAUUAACUAUUAAGCAGGUAUUUUGUUAGGUGACUUAGGUGAGUCAAUGUCCCAACAGCAUAGUAAAUACUUAAAUUGACAGCUGUUAGCUCAUGAAGUUCUUUCUCAUGAAAGAAAAUUAACAUAUUUCCUAUGUAAAAUUAUAUACAUUGUAAAAAUAGUUAUCAGACUCAUCCAUAAUUUUUAGAUUAUAGAGCAUAUAGUAUGAUUUCGUACAUCAUUAUCACUUGUAGCUAUAUUUUUUAUUUUUAACACUGUAUCCUAUUUGAAAGGAAUUUGAAAAGACUUAUAAAACACAGGUGUUUGUAGAAAACACUAGACUUUACUACAGUGUAGAUUUGCAUGACCUCAUGCAAAUCAGCAAGAGAAGCUUGGGUGGUCAUUUGAUUCUAACUUCUCUGACAGCUGACCUGAAAGUUGUUCCUUUUCACAGUAGAAAACACUUAUAUUCAGAGGCUAAAGUGAAAGCCAUAAAUUUAAUAAUGACAGACAUGAAAUUUAACUAUCUUACGUGAGUCAGUACACCGUACAGAGUACCCAGUGUUAAACAGGCUCUCUGACUAACAAUGUAAAGCAGGAGGGUGGUAAAACUCUGCAGUGCCAGAGAACACUGAAGACCAGCUGUAUGAUGUCACCAUUGCUAUCUUCCAUCCCAAGCUUAGCAUAGCUGUCAGCUACCAGUGGCCACAGAUACAACCUACUCAUCCACUAUCUCAAAGACACGGGAAUAGACUGUGCUGUUCCUUUUGCAGAGGAGGGAUAUUCAAUAUAAAUAUUUCACAAAAACCAAAGGCUAUUCACAUUUCUCCUCCCAUGCUGUACCUGGUUCCUUUAGCUUGGAUUUAAUAGAGCCUUUGUCAAUUCUACCAGUUGUGUCUUGUAUAAUCGCUAAGCAUUGAGGAGCCGCAGUCCGCACCCAAUGCUUCUGCGCUUCUGUUACUACCUAAUGAGGGUGCUUGCUUGUUUCCAGAGCAUGUCAGCUGCUGAGAGAAGAUGAGAAAAGCCUGGUUGUCAUUCCAGGGAUAAUUACGUUCAGAGGUUACACUUCGUUACAAAAUGAGGUCUGCUGUAUGUCCAUGUUUCUUUAUUGCAAAUACUAAAAGAAACAUGCCUAAUUCACAUUGAUUAUGGACAGAAGGAACUUUAGGUUUUGCUCUUUUAAAGAUCCAAGAGAGAUGAUCUAGUCUAGUUUUGUUAAUGAGAAGACUAAAUUCUAAAAAUGAAGUGGCACCCCAUGUCUCCGAACUUCUGGCCCAGUGUUCAUCCUUGGCUUCUUGUUCCCUCCCUGCUUAGCUUUUAAAAAAUCACACAGUUCUAAACAUCAGCCUAGAUGUUCCAUGCAAAGCUUGUUAGUUGUUCUUACCUAAAAUGUAAUGCUAUAAUUUUGUUUACAUUAUGGUUUUCACCCCUCCCUUUUUAAUUUAUAUAACACUGCUAUCCUACCGUUUUUUGUUACCAGGCUUUGUUGGCACCUACAAAAUAUGUAAUUACAGUGAAUUCUUAAUAAAUAGUGCUGGUUAGCAGCACACAGGGUGAUGCCAGAGAGAAAGCGUCUUUGCUUUCACUUUUAUAAUGUUUUUUAAGUUAAAUGAUAUGAUGUACAUUACAGAAAUUAUAAAUAUUGGGGUACUGUAUCUUGAGUUUUGAGAAUUAUUUGAGUCUGAACCACAAUAAGAAAACAAGCUGACCUGGGAUAUCUUUUUAGCUUCCUGCACCAUCAAUUACCUGUUUUAUAUACCUCUACUAGUAAUAUGCUCUUCUUUACUAAGCUUUUUAAUAUACUUUUGAUUAUAUUUCUGAGAUUGGUUUACUGGCUUAAAAAGCCCAGCAAGCUAAUGAUGAGGGUGCACGUAUAGUGAGUACUACCUAAACUUGUUUUUUUAAACAGUAGAUUUUUAUUAGAGAUCAACUUCCAAAUCAUGUAAAAAUUCUCAUGUGCUUAAUCCAAAUUUGGCACUUUAAAGUAUUUAACCCUUGAACUGCAAAUAAAAACUCCUAUUUGA